This is a messenger RNA of Olea europaea var. sylvestris, 1215 nucleotides long. Its product is annotated as ATP-dependent Clp protease ATP-binding subunit CLPT1, chloroplastic-like. The transcript is spliced from 6 exons. The record is from RefSeq and is a predicted model, not a curated record. Lineage: Eukaryota; Viridiplantae; Streptophyta; Magnoliopsida; Lamiales; Oleaceae. Bases 195 to 902 code for a protein of 235 amino acids.
CUACCCGCUGCAAUGUUCACUUUCAAGUCUAUCUAUUCAUUUACAUCUUACCAACCUUAAAAUCUUCAAAUUCUAUUCCGCUAAAUUGAAACAACAGUUUCUUCUUUAACCUCCAAUAUAGUAGUCCAGAUUCUUAUUAUACCCUACAACCAAUUUUCCAGUUUCCAUUGAAUCCGGGUCUGUCGAGAACUCAAAUGGCUGCUCUCACACUUUCUGUGCUACCAAUAAUACCUUCACAAACUUGCAAGAAGCCCAUUGAGAAUUCUUUGAUUCUCAAGUCUGAGAGUCUGUCAAAUUCUUUUAUUGGUACGAAGCUUUCGAUCCAAUCAUCGAAUUUCUCAAUUUUAGCAGCAAAACGACGUAGUUCUACUGUUGCUACUGUCCUGUACAGUCUCCCCACUGGAAAACAGGAGAGAAAUGCAUCUGAGGGGAAACCUAAAUGGUCAGCCAGGGCAAUAAAGUCAUUUGCAAUGGCGGAGUUGGAGGCCAGGAAGUUCAAGUACCCAAACACUGGAACUGAAGCUUUGCUAAUGGGCAUUUUGGUUGAAGGAACUAGUUUGGCUGCAAAGUUUUUGAGGGAAAAUGGUAUUACACUUUUCAAGGUGCGAGAAGAAACUUUGAAAUUGCUUGGAAAAUCUGACAUGUAUUUCUUCAGUCCCGAGCAUCCUCCCUUGACUGAACCAGCUCAAAGGGCUCUUGAUUGGGCGUUAGAUGAAAAAUUGAAGUCAGGUGAAAGUGGGGAAGUAACGACGGCACAUUUACUACUUGGUAUUUGGUCAGAAACGGAAGCUGCAGGGCAUAAGAUACUGGCUGCACUUGGUUUUGACGAUGAGAAGGCUAAAGAGCUGGCAAAAUCUAUGGACAAGGAUAUUGUUUUGAGCUUCAAAAGGUCUGAAGGCUAAUCGCCUUGAAAAUCUUAGUUAAGUACAUCCGAAAGAAAAGUAACCAUCAGCAUAAUGAUCUUAUUAUAUAGACAUUUUUUUUUUCAAGUAGGCCUCUCGAUUGUCCCACAAAUUACUUUUCCUUUUGGUGUUUUUGUAGAAAAGACAUUUCAUGUGAUUCAAAUGCCUAUGGUGAUAAUUGCCCACGGCAUAUAUGUUGUGAUGUUAUUGUCAUCUCUCUCAGUUCACUUUAACUUCAGUUUUAUCCAAAAACUAGUUUGUAACUAUAUUAUGCAGUGUUAAUCGAGUAAUUUAAGCAAAGAUUUUGUUGAUU